CGUUUUCAAGAGUAAACAAAAACUUGUUUGUCAAAAUGAAACCCAUACCAUUCACCAAAGCAGCAUUUCUAACCACUCUCACCCUCACCCUCACCACGCCAGGCGUAUCAUCCCAAUACACAACCACAUCACCCCUCUCCAUACCAAUCCGUCUCAUAACCCACAACAUCCGCUACGCAGCCACCUCUCUCUUCACCAACGAAGCCCCCUGGUCCACGCGCCGCCCCCUCAUCGCCGCCGAACUCCACCACGUCGCCAACGCACCACCCAACUCGCUAAUCUGUCUACAAGAAGUUCUACACAACCAAGUCGUCGACAUCCACACGGAUCUCAACGCCGGUACGACCGCAAACACAACAGCCACCGAAUGGGCAUACAUCGGCGUAGGUUGUGAUGACGGCGUCCAAGCAGGGGAGUACUCACCAAUCUUCUACCGACCAUCCGAAUGGCGCCUGCUCUCAUUCCGUACGGUCUGGCUCAGCGAGACGCCAGACGUGCCUAGCAAAGGGUGGGAUGCGGGCAGUGUGCGAAUUCUGACAAUAGGCGUGUUUGCACAUGUGGCGACCGGGCGGGACGUGGUGGCCAUGUGCACGCAUCUGGACAACCAGGGGACGGUGUCGCGAUUGGAGUCUGCGAAGCUGAUCAUCGAGCGGAUUAACGGGUAUACGGGUGCGAAUGGGACGGGCCCGGUUGUGCCGGUGUUGUUGGCUGGGGAUUUCAAUAGCGAGAUGGGCCAGGAGGCGUAUGAGGAGAUGAGCAGUGCGGCAUCGCCGGUUGUGGAUUUGAGAGCGCAAGUGCCUGAGGGCAUUAGGUAUGGAAAUGUGAAUACGUUUACGGAUUUUACGGAUGAUACGGGGGAUGAUAUUUUGAUAGACUUUUUAUGGGUAGGGCCAAAUAAUGCAAGUUUCUGGAAAGUGGAGGGAUACGCGGUGCUGGCGAAUAAGUUUGAUAAUGGGAUUUAUAGCAGUGAUCACCGGGCUGUGGUUGGAGAUGUUGUUUUGAUGUCAUGAGGUCGAAAGUUGGAGAUAUUGUUAGUAGUAUGAUUGGUGGUCGUAUGACGAGCCUGUGAGAGAUUCGUCAAAUGGCAACACGAGUCUUGCUAAUCCUCACAG
Messenger RNA from Pseudovirgaria hyperparasitica, 1112 nucleotides. RefSeq lists its product as uncharacterized. The transcript has a single exon. The coding region runs from base 36 to 1010 and encodes 324 amino acids. The record is from RefSeq and is a predicted model, not a curated record. Gene Ontology annotation, molecular function: 3'-5'-RNA exonuclease activity. Lineage: Eukaryota; Fungi; Ascomycota; Dothideomycetes; Acrospermales; Acrospermaceae.